CGGUCUGCGUCGCGCGCGCGCCUUCUCAUCCCUUUUCACCUCACUCAGCUCUCUCAUUCGUCUUUUCGAUUUCCGUCAUUAUGGCUACAGAGUACGAUAACGAGAACGGUCGCUACGACGACGAGCCCCGUUUCGCUCGCGACCGCAGCGCAUCUCCUCGCGAUGAGCCUCGUGCUGAUCGCACCCGCAGCCGUUCUCCCAACGGUCGCGUCGAUGAUCGCGCCCCCAUUGAUCCCCGCAAGAACCUCGAUGACGAGGAGGGUGCUAUCAACACUGGAUCCAACCUGUUCGUCACUGGUAUCCACCCCCGUCUGACCGAGUCGGAUAUUUCGCGUCUGUUCGAGAAGUACGGUGAUGUCGAGAACUGCUCGAUCAUGGUCGACCCCCACACCAAGGAGUCUCGUGGAUUCGGUUUCGUCAAGAUGGUUACUGCCGAGCAGGCCGAUGCCGCUAAGGAGGGUCUCCAGGGCGAGGUCAUCGAAGGCCGCACCCUGAGCAUCGAGAAGGCUCGCCGUAGCCGUCCCAGAACCCCGACUCCCGGAAAGUACUUUGGUCCUCCCAAGCGUGGUUAGUUAUUGUCCAGACUCCCUCUGUAUAUUGAUAUAUGGCUUAUGUGUGUUCAAUCUUGUUAGAUUUCCGUGGAGGUCACCGUGGCGGCCGUGGCGAUCGCUAUGAUGAUCGUCGUGGUCCUUACGGUGGUAGCUGGCGCCGUGGUGACGACUACCGUUAUGGCCGCUAUGACUCCUACAGCGACCGCCGCGACUAUGGUGGUCGUGACUACCGUGACUACGGUGGCCGCCGUGACUACCGUGAUGACUAUGGUUACCGCGGUGGUGGCAGCAGCGGUGGCAUUGAUCGCUAUGCUUCCGGUGGCCGCGAGGACCGUUACAGCCGCGACGACCGUCGUGACGACCGCCGUGAGGAG
Aspergillus vadensis CBS 113365 is the source of this 925-nucleotide messenger RNA. RefSeq names its product RNA recognition motif domain-containing protein. NCBI's taxonomy places the organism in Eukaryota, Fungi, Ascomycota, Eurotiomycetes, Eurotiales, Aspergillaceae. The record is from RefSeq and is a predicted model, not a curated record. Gene Ontology annotation, cellular component: spliceosomal complex. Bases 81 to 572 code for a protein of 163 amino acids. The transcript has 3 exons. Gene Ontology annotation, biological process: positive regulation of mRNA splicing, via spliceosome. Gene Ontology annotation, molecular function: RNA binding.